AUGGUGAGCAUUACAUCUUCUUACAUGGUCAUUCCAAGUGAAGCCACUCCAAAUGGUAGCCUCGUGUUAUCUGAUAGUGAGCAAAUUAAUGCUCACACUCACUCACUCACUAUCUACAUUUACAGGGAAAAUCACAAGCCCAAUCUCAAAAUCCAUAACAUGAUUGACACAAUGAGAGACUCUCUUGGCAAGAUCUUAGUCCACUACUACCCACUAGCUGGCCGUUUACGCAUGAUAAGUGGUGGCAGAUUUGAAGUGGAUUGCAAUUCAAUGGGUGUAAAGCUAUUGGAAGCCGAAUCCACAAGAGCACUAGAUGAGUAUGGUGACUUUGAACCUAAUGACACAAUCAGCGAGCUUCUUCCAAAAGUUGAUUAUAGUGAGCCUAUGGAGAAGUUGCCACUCUUGCUGGUACAGUUGACAAGGUUCAUCUGUGGUGGCCUUUGUGUUGGCUUUGUCAUUUCCAAUGUCAUUGUUGAUGGAAUUGCUGGCACUCUCUUUGUCGAUUCAUGGGCUAAGCUUGCGAGAGAAGACAAUUUUGAACUUGUAUACUCAUCAGUCGCGUUGGAAUUUCCAAUAGGUAGCUUGGAGAAAGAUGAGAUGCCAUUUUUAAAUCGAAUGACUUUAAGAUCUGAGGCAACCCUUAAUAAAGCACUACACUUUGACCACCCAGAAUUCAGGCCUUUGCCUCUUAUACUAGGCAACUCUGACACCACAUUGGAGCAUAAGAAGGAGACAACACUGGCAAUGAUGAAACUCACAAGAGAAAUGGUGGGAAAGCUGAAAAAGAGAGCCAAUGAGUUCAUGGAAGGUGAUGAGACUGUGGUGCAUCGUCGACCUUAUAGCAGAUAUGAAAGCAUUGCUGCUCAUAUUUGGAAGUCAGCAUGCAAGGCUCGUCAUGGUUAUCACAAUCAACCAACGGUGGUUCAGAUUGUUACUGGUACUCGAAACAGACUAAAGCCACCACUUCCUCUAAACUAUUUUGGAAACGCAACACAUCCAACAGUGACACACACAUGCCUGAGUGGGGAUAUUGUGUCAAAACCAUUGAGCUAUGGGGCACAUAAGAUAAGAGAAGCGAUUGAAAUGGUAACAGAUGAGUAUUUGAGGUCAGCGUUUGAUUUUAUAGGGAGUCAGCAUAAUGUGGCAUGUCUUAGACCCUCCUUCAACUAUUUAGGGUGUGUGGAAAGCCCAUUUCUUGGGAAUCCUAACCUUAACAUUUGGAGCUGGAUGAGUAAUAUGCCACUUUAUGGACCUGAUUUUGGGUGGGGAAAGCCUGUGUAUAUGGGUCCUGGUGUUGUGAAAGGAGAUGGAAAGGCAUUCAUCAUGCCAAGUCCAAUAGGGGAUGAGUCUAUUUCCAUAGCCAUUCGUUUACAAAAUGCUCAUAUGGAAGCUUUUAAGGAGUUCUUCUACCGAGACAUAUGA
Gastrolobium bilobum is the source of this 1422-nucleotide messenger RNA. Its product is annotated as hydroxycinnamoyl-CoA:piscidic acid hydroxycinnamoyltransferase-like. Gene Ontology annotation, molecular function: acyltransferase activity, transferring groups other than amino-acyl groups. The record is from RefSeq and is a predicted model, not a curated record. The transcript is spliced from 2 exons. NCBI's taxonomy places the organism in Eukaryota, Viridiplantae, Streptophyta, Magnoliopsida, Fabales, Fabaceae. Bases 1 to 1422 code for a protein of 473 amino acids.